AUGAGUGGUGAGACUUCUCACCAGGAGGAUGAAGGUGAUGCCUCCAUUAUUGUGUUUGAUGAUGCAGAUGUUGCAGAGGCUUUGGGGGAAUAUGAAAACUGCUUAGUGGGAAGAUUUAUCACUGAUAAACCUAUUCAUAAGGGAUCUCUCCAAAGUGCUCUGGGUAAUAUUUGGUGCAACCCUAAGGAUUUCAGGGUGGAGGAAAUUAGUAACAAAGUUUUUCUGUUUCAUUUGGGGGAGGAAAAGGAUGUUAAGCGCAUUUUACAAGGCUCUCCAUGGGUGUUUCGUAAUUCUUGGUUGCUUGUCCAACCAUGGAAUCGUCAUGUUGAGCCGGUUGAUAUGGUGUUUUCCUCUGUGGCUAUUUGGGUGCAAUUAUGGGGUUUGCCCCUCCAUUGCCGUACUGUGAAGAUGGGCAUGAAGAUAGGGUCUGCUAUUGGUGAUGUUCUUGAUGUGGAUCUGUUUGAAUUUCCAGAUAAGAAGGUUAUAGUCAAGGCUCUGGUGGAGAUAGAUGUUCACAAACCUCUGAUGACAGGGAUCAAUGGAGGAAGUCAUAAGGAUGGUGUUUUUUGGAUUGAUUUUAAAUAUGAAAGACUUCUACAAUUCUGCUUUGUUUGUGGGGUGGUGGGGCAUGGGGAUCAAUUCUGUCCAAAAGUAAUUGAAGGAGAACCUCAGGAAUUUGCACCGAUACGGAAAUAUGGCCCUAAACUGCGUGCAGCGGUGUCAGGAAGAAGGGUUUUUACAAAGAAAAUCUCAUCAUCAGAGCAAGACAGAAUGCUGGAAGUGAUCGUACAGUUAAUCGGGUUGUCUCGCCAGAAAUUUUGGAGCGUUUUGCCCGCUUGA
Molecule: messenger RNA, 840 nt
Organism: Lotus japonicus
Lineage: Eukaryota; Viridiplantae; Streptophyta; Magnoliopsida; Fabales; Fabaceae
Exons: 1
Coding region: 1-840 (279 amino acids)
Source: RefSeq, a predicted model, not a curated record